Molecule: messenger RNA, 207 nt
Organism: Aureococcus anophagefferens
Lineage: Eukaryota; Pelagophyceae; Pelagomonadales; Pelagomonadaceae
Exons: 1
Biological process (GO): cilium assembly
Cellular component (GO): ciliary transition zone; MKS complex
Source: RefSeq, a predicted model, not a curated record
AUGCUCGUGAGCCUCUGGGCGUUCCAGACCGCGAACGUGCUCAAGGUCAUCUACGACCAGUGCUCCGUCGACAUUUUCUUCGUCGACUGGGAGCGGCCGCGGUCCGAGACGCUCAGGCACAAGGUGCCCGUGUCGAUCUGGCGCACGCUCUUCGUGGCCAACGAGUGGAACGAGCUCCAGACCGUGCGGCGCACGAACGUGACCUUC